Messenger RNA from Chilo suppressalis (striped riceborer), 2005 nucleotides. Lineage: Eukaryota; Metazoa; Arthropoda; Insecta; Lepidoptera; Crambidae. The record is from the annotation of a GenBank genome assembly.
UCCUUUGGCAUUAGUUUGUGGUUCGUUCUUUUGCUUGGCAUUUUAUAACCUAUAACCGGCAGAAGAAGAUCACGUUUUGCGAUCCCGGCCCGAAUCUUCGAGAAACAGAGGUCUGAAACUUCUUGGUUGUUGGUAUUUUCUAUUAAUUUUUAUCACAAAAUGUUGCGUUUGCCUCGUGUUGUUCGCCAAGCUGUUUCAUUGCACAAAUCACACCAAUUUUCAAGAUUUUACGCUAAAGAUGUGAGGUUUGGUGCUGAUGUAAGAGCGCUCAUGCUUCAAGGUGUCGAUGUCCUAGCCGACGCAGUAGCUGUUACAAUGGGCCCCAAGGGCAGAAAUGUGAUAUUGGAACAAUCUUGGGGUUCUCCGAAAAUAACAAAAGACGGAGUUACAGUUGCCAAAGGAGUGGAACUCAAAGACAAAUUCCAGAACAUUGGUGCCAAGCUUGUACAAAAUGUGGCGAACAACACAAACGAAGAAGCCGGAGACGGUACCACAACAGCCACAGUCCUCGCAAGAGCUAUCGCCAAAGAAGGUUUCGAAAAAAUCUCAAAGGGGGCUAACCCCAUUGAGAUCCGAAGGGGUGUCAUGAUGGCAGUAGACGCCGUGAAAGACAAAUUAAAAAGUAUGUCGAAACCCGUGACCACACCGGAAGAAAUCGCACAAGUAGCAACCAUCUCUGCCAACGGCGACACAGCAAUUGGGAAACUGAUCGCGGACGCCAUGAAGAGGGUCGGCCGGGACGGCGUUAUCACGGUGAAGGACGGCAAGACGCUCACUGACGAACUCGAAGUUAUUGAAGGUAUGAAAUUCGAUAGAGGAUAUAUUUCACCAUAUUUCAUCAACUCAUCCAAAGGAGCCAAAGUUGAAUUCCAAGAUGCUUUAGUUUUGUUUUCUGAGAAAAAAAUAAGCAAUGUACAGACAAUCAUCCCUGCUUUGGAGCUAGCUAAUCAGCAGAGGAAACCUCUAGUCAUAGUUGCUGAAGAUGUCGAUGGGGAAGCACUGUCAACUUUGGUUGUGAACAGACUAAAAAUUGGCCUCCAAGUGGCUGCUGUAAAAGCUCCUGGAUUUGGUGAUAACCGUAAGUCUACAUUGAGUGAUAUGGCCAUUGCUACUGGUGGAGUUGUGUUUGGAGAUGAUGCUAAUCUGAUCAAGCUGGAGGAUGUACAACCAUCAGAUCUCGGCCAGGUAGGUGAGGUUGUUAUUACAAAGGAUGACACACUCUUCUUGAAAGGAAAGGGUAAAAAGACAGACAUUGACAGGAGGGCUGAACAGAUUCGUGAUCAAAUUCAGGAGACUACUUCAGAAUAUGAGAAGGAGAAGCUCCAAGAACGUUUGGCUAGAUUGGCAUCAGGUGUGGCUGUAUUACAUGUUGGUGGAUCCAGUGAAGUUGAAGUCAACGAGAAAAAGGACAGAGUCAAUGAUGCCUUGAAUGCUACACGUGCUGCCGUUGAAGAAGGUAUAGUGCCUGGUGGAGGCUCUGCUCUCCUCCGAUGCAUUCCUGUUCUCGAGCAACUCUCCACCUCAAAUGCUGACCAGGCAACUGGAGUUGAAAUUAUCAAGAAGGCCCUGCGAAUGCCAUGCAUGACUAUUGCACGCAAUGCUGGCAUUGACGGCUCUGUGGUUGUUGCUAAAGUUGAAGAUUUAGGACCUGAGUUUGGAUAUGAUGCUUUGAAUAAUGAAUAUGUAAACAUGAUUGAAAAGGGCAUUAUUGAUCCCACCAAAGUUGUGCGAACAGCACUUACAGAUGCCAGUGGAGUUGCUUCAUUGUUAACAACAGCCGAAGCAGUUAUUUGUGAAAUUCCUCAAGAGAAGGAGCCUAAUCCCAUGGCAGGCAUGGGAGGAAUGGGUGGCAUGGGUGGAAUGGGUGGUAUGAUGUAAGAUACAAUACUAAAGACAAUCAUUGCAUUUAAAGUGUAAAAAUAAUGGGACUAUUAUUAAUUUAGUUACAUCACCUGUGCUGGUAUAUGCUGUAAUUGGAAAUGGUUAUGUUAGAAUUUGUGGAGUG